Messenger RNA from Ylistrum balloti, 1254 nucleotides. Its product is annotated as galactose-3-O-sulfotransferase 3-like. The record is from RefSeq and is a predicted model, not a curated record. NCBI's taxonomy places the organism in Eukaryota, Metazoa, Mollusca, Bivalvia, Pectinida, Pectinidae. Gene Ontology annotation, biological process: glycolipid biosynthetic process. The transcript has 2 exons. The coding region runs from base 1 to 1254 and encodes 417 amino acids. Gene Ontology annotation, molecular function: galactosylceramide sulfotransferase activity. Gene Ontology annotation, cellular component: membrane.
AUGGCACGACUGUUUUUGAUAACGUCAGAGUUUGGGGUACUGGCUUGCUUAUUGCUGAUGGCAAUGAUGACCAUCUUCCAGAUACAUCACUAUAAAACGUCUGUAUCGCAUGGAGAAAACCAUUGGGAACAUUUCAGUUGGCGGACGCGUAAUACAUCUAAACAAGGUCAUGUUAGAAGACAUGGGAUUGAUAUCAAUAACUACGGUGAAUCAAAGCGUCACAUAGCCUUUUUGAAGGUUCAUAAGGCUGCAAGUUCCACCGCUCAAAAUAUCUUCCUCCGUUAUGCCAAUCGGAGAGAUCUGGUUGUGGUUAUGCCGCAUGUCCCAAAAUUUUUCUAUCCAAAUAUAAUAAGCACAGGGUCCACUGUGACAUCAAAGAAUAUUCUUCCGCCUCCAGCAAAUAGAUCCUACGAAAUUCUUUGUUGUCAUGUUUUAUAUAACAGAGAAGCGUUUGUGAAAAUUAUGCCAAUAGACACUAUCUAUAUUGGGAUAAUACGAGAACCUUUCGAACAUUUCACAUCCAUUUUGAAUUACUUCCGGCCCGGAGAAAUAUUGAAUAUCAAUGAUACCAUGGCAGUUUCGAAAUAUUUACAGGAACCGUCACGUUACACAAAGCGGACUUCUAACAGUUACGCAAAUAACAGAAUGGCAAGAGAAUUUGGCUUUCCAUCUGAUCUUUUUACAACACACAAUAAAACGGAAGUGCAGCUCUAUUUGCAGAAGUUAGAAUCUGAAUUCGAAUUGAUGAUUAUCGUAGAACAAUUUGAUGAGUGUAUGGUCUUAAUGCGUCGACUUCUAAAUUGGAAAUUGUCUGAUAUUUUAUACAUUAAGAAAAAUGUCAAACAUAAACUAUUCGAAAAAAUAAAGUUCACUGCCGGUGACGUUAACCUAUACAAGAGAUGGGCAGUGCUUGACUAUGCCCUUUACGAUCAUUUCUAUCAACGACUUCAAAACCAGAUACGCAUGCAGGGUCCUGAUUUUUAUGACGAACUACUUUACUUUAAACGUAUGCGACAUGAUAUGGAAUUUUUCUGUAACCCCAUGUUGGGAGCAAAAGGGACAACGAUACAUCAAUUUGCUGCCUCAAGGUGGAAUCCGGCAUUCGUCAUCACUGAAAAGGACUGUCAUUACAUGCAUAUUGGAGAAACAGCUUUCAUUAAAGAGAUACGUCUCAAGCAGUAUGGAUUUUUCAACGACAGGCCCGGAGAAGACGAAAACAACCGAACAAAAGCAGGAAACAAGACAGAGGAGUAA